AUGGGAAGAUCUACCUUCAUGUCUGACCAACAAAAAGGUCUGUUGCCAGCAUAUGAGGAGGUUAUACCUGAUGUGGAUAAUCGGUUCUGUGUGAGACACUUGUACAGCAACUUCAGAAAGAGGUUUCCAGGAUUACAAUUGAAGAAACUGAUGUGGAAGUGUGCUAAGGCAACUCACUGGAGGGAUUGGGAGAGGCACAUGGCCGAGGUGAAAGCUAUGAAUCAAGAGGCCUAUAGGUAUCUAAUUGCUAUCCCUCCUAGGUAUUGGUCUAGAUCUAGGUUCACUUAUAACUCUAAGGUAGAUACAUUGGUUAAUAACAUGUCCGAGAGCUUUAAUUCUGCCAUUGUUGAUGUUAGAGAGAAGCCUAUAGUCACCAUGUUAGAGGAAAUAAGGGUAAAACUAAUGACUAGGUGGGCAGAAAAUAGAGAACUUGCACAAAAUUAUUUAGGGACAAUCUUACCUAGGAUUAGAUUCAGGUUGGAGAAGAGAUCUAGGUCAGCUAGGGAUUGGAGACCAUACUGGUCUGCAGCUUUGAAGUAUGAAGUGGUGAACGGAUUAGAGAAGUUUGCGGUGGACUUAGGAUCCCAUGAAUGUUCAUGUAGAAUUUGGCAGAUGAGUGGCAUACCCUGUGUCCAUGCUAUCAGUUGCAUCAAGUUCAAGGGACUAGACAUAGAACCUUUUGUGGCUGGGUGUUAUAAGAGAGAAGCUUACAUGAGGUGCUAUGACUCAAUCAUACAUCCCUUGAAUGGAGUAGAUCUUUGGGAGAGGACUGCACACCCUGAUGUUAUGCCUCCCCCUAUCGAAGGCCUAGUCACAGGCCAGUGA
Arachis duranensis is the source of this 825-nucleotide messenger RNA. RefSeq lists its product as uncharacterized. The transcript has 2 exons. The coding region runs from base 1 to 825 and encodes 274 amino acids. Gene Ontology annotation, molecular function: DNA binding; zinc ion binding; transposase activity. NCBI's taxonomy places the organism in Eukaryota, Viridiplantae, Streptophyta, Magnoliopsida, Fabales, Fabaceae. Gene Ontology annotation, biological process: DNA transposition. The record is from RefSeq and is a predicted model, not a curated record.